AUGUUACCCUUUUGUGACGCACAAGUCCGGAUUGAAUAUUCUGAGGCUUGCCAUCUCCCCCUCGAUGCGCAAGAACGAGUUCAACAUUUUGAGCCUCUAAAACUCCCACACAGCCACCCUCAGCCGCUAGCCUCCAUCGUCUCCGACCCCUUGAACUCGUCAGCCAUUUUCCAUCUCUCCCCCAACUCUCAUUCUCUCUCGGACCUCACAGCUGAGUGCCUCACAGCCACGCACCAGCGAGCAACCGCCAUUCCAACAACCUCCACUCGCUCAAUCACCGACUACGCACCAGUGAGAAACCACUCUCUCUUAGCCUCUCCUACCACCAGAUCCCGCCAGCAGCACCUGCAACCCCAACCGAGUACCCAUCAACCUCACCACCUCCCAGCAACGAACCCCCAGCAGCUCCAUCUCUCUCCCAGCUCUCUUUCUCUCCAUCGGAUCUCUCUAGAAAUCUCACGCCCACUAGCCACUGCACCCAGCAGCAGCCACCACUCGCACCAUCAACAUCACCUGCAACUCCCAGCACCACCUGUAACCACCAACCUCAGCCCUGAUAGCCAUCUUUCAGACUCUCUUCUCCUUCAUCUCCUUCUCUCUCUCUCUCUCUCUCUCUCUCUCUCUCUCUCUCUCUCCCAUCUCUCGGAUUCUGUCACAGCAGCUAACCAGCCGAGCCACCCACCAUCCUUACUCUCACACCUCGGAAAAUCAUACCCGCUCUCAUCUAUUCUCCCACUCACUGUCUGCUCUCUCUCAUCCCCCUCGCAGAUCUUGUUUAGCCACACCAGUAAAUCCGGCAUCACCAAUCCAGCUCCAGCUUCGAGACCACUAGAACCGCCACCCAGCUCCACCCACAACAGAAGCCAACCUCGGACGCACAGUAGUAGCCGAGGGGAGGUCGAAGACAGCACACAGCAGAGGAGGCCCGAGCACUGCUCCUUACAUAACCAGACUAGAUUCAAACCCCGACCACCAUCACCGGCCUCCAGCAGAGCGAGGGUUCAAGCACAGGAACUCAUGUUGGAUCAUAUCUUUUAGACUAGCUGCGAGAUUCAAUUCCCAAGUUUGAUCUUCGAGUGGAUUUGAGGACCGUUUAAUGUCAUGGGAUCCUUGGUGGAAUGCUGUGUUCAUGGUGGUCUGCUGAUAUGAGAUGAUCGGUUGCUGAUUUUCUGUUGGAGCUCCGGAUAUAAGAGCGGAUAAAGCUUCGCUAAGAUAGUUAGGG
Molecule: messenger RNA, 1222 nt
Organism: Malania oleifera
Lineage: Eukaryota; Viridiplantae; Streptophyta; Magnoliopsida; Santalales; Ximeniaceae
Exons: 3
Coding region: 1-1038 (345 amino acids)
Source: RefSeq, a predicted model, not a curated record